Caenorhabditis briggsae is the source of this 585-nucleotide messenger RNA. The transcript has 4 exons. NCBI's taxonomy places the organism in Eukaryota, Metazoa, Nematoda, Chromadorea, Rhabditida, Rhabditidae. The coding region runs from base 1 to 585 and encodes 194 amino acids. The record is from RefSeq and is a predicted model, not a curated record.
AUGACGGAACCACCUCCAUCGUUUACCGUCGAUCCUAAUUUCACAAAGAUCAAGGAUAGCGGUCUCGACGAAAAGGUCCGGAAGCAAUCCGAGAUAUACCUCAAAAUGAGAUACGAUCAUAUGAUCAAAGUUCAAAGAAGAAGAUUCGCCGAGUAUUUCCUGUCCAAAGUUCUCUUCAAUGAAACUGGUCUUCGGAUUGCUGAUCAAUUGAUGUAUGAAAAUUGCAAACAAGUAUACGGAACAUCCCAUUGGGAAGAUCUUCCCAAGGAAUGGGUUACGACAGAAACAUUCCUUGAGAAAUUCUUUGAUGAAGAGGAGUUGGAAAAAGAUCAAUUCGGAAUGCAACGACUCGACAGAGUAGCUGGUUCGGCACGUGGAAUGAUCAUUAUGAAGUAUCUGAAAAUGAAUCCACACUGUGGUCCGGAAUACAAGCUUCUUCACAAAGAGAUAGCUGAUGACGAGAAUCUGGUUCAUACGGACUUGGUGAAGGAGAUUCUCGACGAAGGACCGAUUUAUGAGUUGAGAAAAGACGACCAAGGAGAAGAGCAAAAAUACAGAGCAGAGAAAUGGAAUAUUCAUAAGUAA